UAUAUAUAUAGCACACAAAUAUUAUUAGCGUGAAAAGCAAGUAAAUUACAAACAUAUCCAUCAACGAACAAAGUCCAGAAGAUUAUGAUGACUACAUUAACAAGAUAUGUACGUUCCAUCUGUCUAUUUAACAAAUACGCAGCUAGAUUCAAGCCGAGCAGGCUCAUUUCUGGACAGAGCAGACUUUCUACAAAAGUUGAACGCUGCACUCAAGGAGAUCUUUUCAAACAUGAAUUCGAAUGAUCAAAGUCCCUGGAAUCAUUUGGAAACUAAUCCUUCUAUAUAUUUUAAUUAGCAUCUGUGAGGACAAUCUGUUCUCAGAAGAAUGACACAAAAGCAAGGUAAUACUUAAACCUUUACGUUGCAAUAGCUUCAUGCAUGUACGAGUUACUAAAAAGACUGAAUUUCCAAAGGAUUUACGUAUUAGUCUGAUUUUAGGAGAAACAGAUGUACGAUAGAUAGCAUGCUUCGCACAAACAAAUAACCACGAGAAACACUCCACGUCAACAAAAUUGUUAAAUAUCAAAUUGACGUACUCAUUAACAAAUUAAACCAUUCGGGAUUUUCUCGAAAAAUUUAUUUAUUGCCGAAUUAACCACUGAAAAGUUUAUUUCAGCAUUGACUCGAGCAUCCGGUUGACUGAAGAGAGAGCAUCGAAAGUAAUAAUAAUAAAUAUGCACCGAUAACGUCAGAAUUGCACGGGACAAUGUAUUCAUCUAUUAUUCAUAAUCGGCAUAUUUAAUCAUAUGUUAACAUUAACAUUUACAAUAUGGCAAUAACUUCGCUAUAUGCGCUACUAGAAACGACGCCCAAGAUGCCACGCAGACAAUCGAAUAUUAUCAUCUCUGACCUAAUGCGAAUCGGACUUGACAUCUCAUAUAAAUAAAACGAAAUUUAUGAUUUUCAACAGCAAAAACAAAUCCCCAGCUAUAAUGUCAAUUAAAUUGGGCGAAACAAGAUUAGGUAACUCGGAGUUUAUGAGAUAUCCUAAGCAUCCGUGUGGACCAGAAUCAAAAAUUCGAAUAACACUAACGUGACAUGUAUGACUGACCGCAGAUUGUAUGACUGACUUCAAUGUAUUAAAUCAAUGUCAUAAUGUAUCUACAUGAUGAGAAGCGGAUCCAUCUAGACUACUUACAAUUUACAAGAGUAAAGUUCAUUUUACAAUAAGAUCCAGACUGGACUACUGCCUCUUCUUGGUUAAAGCCAACUGCGUCAAAAACUGAAAAACAUUCAGUUGACAGCCACUAAAUUCUCAUUAUGGGACUAAGAAAAUUUUCUAACAGUAGCAAAGUAAAGCUGCCUUUUACCUUCAGCCGAGCAUUCUAAAAUAAAUUGUACAAUAACAAUCGUGAAAGUGGCGUAGAUAUGUAAAUUACAGUGAAUAUUGUAUAUUAAUGUUUAAAUUUUCUUGUAAAUUGAUAGACGGCUACACUGGUGACGUAAUCCUAAGAGAUAAAAUGCCUCCGAAUCACGAAGCUUAUCAAAACAAAUCUUUGAAAUCUAGGAAAUAUUAUGCAGAAAAUAGAAUUAAAAAGAUGAAUUUCAAGAUAGAGACGGAGAUGUAAACCGAGACCGUAUAAGCCUAGAAACGACUGUUCCGAUGAAAAGACAAAUAUCAAAUACAAGAACUUGAAUUAGAAUUUUAAUCACUCUUACAGUAGAUUGGCGAAAACAUUCCUUAAAUAUCAAAAGCGUUGUGCUUGAACAGAAUAAUAUUGGUGUACUAAACAGGAGUAGCCGAAAGAUUAAAACUGCUGUCGCAAGAAGAUCGCUAAGCAAUUUUUGACAUGCUGUUUUGGACGGAGGAUGUACGAAAAGCAAGUACGAGAUAGUGAAGAUACUAAAAGAAGACGAAUACAGAGACAAAUAGAUACGGGUCAAUAGACCAGCAGCUGAGGGGAAAGGUGAACAGCAAAUAAGCUACGGAGCGAAAACGAUAAACAGAGUAGUUACAGGCCCAUGGCCGGGAAUUCUUCUCGCCGGCUUUGGUCGUGGAUCUCGAUCAUGAUCCUGCCUGGAUGUUUGCUUUCUUCGAAUGGCGAACAAGUUCCAUGUGUUUCUUAUUUUUCGGAUGCGAUCGAGCAAAAUGUACAUGGAGGCAAGUCGGAAGUAAUGCUCUUCUUAAGAGAACAUUGCAACCAUCAGACGAAUACCACUAGCAUGGGUACGGAUAUUCAAGACUAUUUUGAUCGAUUUAACUUUGACGUACAAAUCACCGUUAUACCUUUAUCACUGUCGUGCGAAACGAAAACUCGAGGCCUUGAUGCUCUGUUACGUGUACUUGGUGAAAGAAGGGCAAAAGCUCUUGUAGCUGUUCUUGACUCACCGAUGUGCGAAAUUACAGUUAAGCUUGCACAUCUUUGGAACAUGCCGUUGUUCACAUGGACUUGUCCUUUGAAAGACUUGGAGGAAAAGCAACUUUCAUCGAUCGUUAGGCUGUCACCAUCGUUACCUACGAUAGCAAAAGCCCUUGCAGAAAUGUUGAUACACUUGCAAUGGAAAACUGUAGCGAUAAUAGGAACAGAUCGCGAACCAUGGAUGAGUCUUGAAAGAGCAUUAUUGAACUCUUUGCAAAGUAUAGGAAUUGUGGUACGACGACGGGUGCUAUUACCACAUCGAGCUUCUUUCCAACAAAUUCGAAAAAUUCUUCGCACUAUUUACAACGUUUCUCGCAGAGUUACCGUGUUGUGUCUACCAACAUCCGACGAAGAUGGAUUAAUAACUCGUGUCCUCUCCGAGAUAGACAUCGUACAGCAAUCCUCUAACUCUAUGUGGAACUCUAUGACCGUUAUUGUUCACACGAAAGACGACGAUCUCUUUCUACCAACCAGAAACACUUCGAUCUCUUAUUUCGAUUCAGCAAAGCCCAACGUUUCGCUUACAACUUUAUCAUCUUCCAAUCCCUCUGCUACAAACGUAUCCAACGAAAUGAUUUUUCACGACGAUGAUAACAGCACAAUAGCAACAGACUCGGCAGAAGAAGUGGAAAAUGUGGAAGAAGCGGAAGAAAUAGAAAAAGCGGAAGAGAAACAAAUAUUGCAACGAUUACGGAAUAAAUCGAAAAUAACUCAUCGGUUCCUUCCACCGAGAAACUUGAGCUCUACUUUUCUAGAAAGAUUGAUGACGAUAACACCUCUUGAUUACAGAUACGACGUAGAGAAAAUAUUCGAGGGCGUAGAGAGGUAUAUAGUGCCAACGUUGAUGGACCGUCUGAACGAAACCCUUAACAUCUUAACAAACGACAAUUCUAGUAUAAAUGCGUUCAAUAACAAAAUUUACACGUAUGUUAUGCUUGAUUGGCGUGUUGACGUCUGGAAACCUAUAAUGAUCACGGUGGAAGGAAGUGAAAAAUUAUUUGUUCGAAAGUUAUCGACAAACGCGAUAGCGUUUCACAAUACGAACGACGCUGAUUUUCCAAGGUGCAACAUCGACGUCAACGGGAUUCCUUUUAUCGUUUGCACGGGGACUGCUUCCAACGAAUCAACGUUUCGUAUCGCACAUGUUGUCACUAUCGUCCUGGGGUCGCUCUUAUUAACCGUUUUCGCGAUAUCGAUCGCAGUCUUGAUUAGAAAAAAGUUACUUAAGAAGAGAAUGUCCAAAGGCCCGUAUAAGAUCAUUUUAACCACCUCAGACUUUGUAUUUCCUCAAGUGCCUCAAGUAGAUUCCAGAAGGGUGGAUGAGGGUAUCGAGACAAUGUUAUGUUGUUGGUUGCAACAACUGCAAGAAUUUGGUGGGCCAGAAGUAGAAAAGCCAGACUUGCUUCAACUAGGGAGCGUAUCGUCUUUGAAACCAUGUUUACGAACUAGCACGGGAAAUCUGACGCGUCAUAAUUUCUUUAAAGACCCACGUGCAAGAUACAAUGGUGACUUUGUGCAAUUAAAAGAACUACCAACGCAGGGUACGUUCGAGCUAAAAAGCAAAACUAUGGAUGUAUUGGCAACGGUAAGAAAGUUACACAUUUUUUCCGUAGAAUAUUAUCAGUUAUCAAGAUUCGAAUUAAAUAAGAACAAUUUGAAUAUUCCAUUU
This is a messenger RNA of Frieseomelitta varia, 4029 nucleotides long. RefSeq lists its product as uncharacterized. The record is from RefSeq and is a predicted model, not a curated record. NCBI's taxonomy places the organism in Eukaryota, Metazoa, Arthropoda, Insecta, Hymenoptera, Apidae. The annotation marks the transcript as partial. The transcript has 11 exons.